Messenger RNA from Penicillium oxalicum, 1098 nucleotides. RefSeq lists its product as uncharacterized. The record is from RefSeq and is a predicted model, not a curated record. Bases 1 to 1098 code for a protein of 365 amino acids. NCBI's taxonomy places the organism in Eukaryota, Fungi, Ascomycota, Eurotiomycetes, Eurotiales, Aspergillaceae. The transcript has a single exon.
AUGGGCGUCAUGAAAUUUCCACGUCCAACGGGCAUCCAUGUGCCCGGUUCACCCACGCGUCUGCUCACAAAUGAGAUGAUCUCGCCUCCUCUCUCGCCUGAUUUCACCUUUGACUCGGAGGUGGUCCUCCCUUCUAUCCUGCCCGCCCUCGAAUACAUCUCCUCCAAGCUCCAACAAAAGACCAUGCACGUCACCCUCCUGGUGGGUCGCGGCAAACCCUACCCCACGGGCGAGCCAUCCGACUUGAUGGUCAUUCCCAUCACCCCUCUGGAUGCCGCUUCAUGGCGGGUACUCGAGCGAACCAUCGCCAAAGGAGCCCGAAAAUUCUCGCUGGGGUCCAGCUGGACCGAAGCUCUCAGCCGCAGUCAACACGAGCGCAAGGCCAACGAGUACUUGGUCCAGCAGUCUAUCCUCCAGAACGAGGUCAUCUUCAGUCAAGAGGGUCUCACCCUCCUCAAUAUGGAUCGCAUCUACAUCUUCAAGCGUCGCAUGUGCAUUCUCUCAUCCCGACCCUUUUCCCGCUCCGACGAACAGGCCAUGACCUCGUGCGUGCAACUGUUACACCGCAUCAUCCAAGAUUUUCAAGGCCGCCCUUUCAGCAAGGCCUUCUUUCACCGUAUCUACGAGCAAUUGGACAUCAAGGAUGAAUUGCUCGCGACAAUCGCUACGGCACACCGAGCCACCUACAACCAAGAAGCCAUCAUCAUCCCGUCAUCAGCGCUCCCUAAGGUGGAAGAAAACAACACUCGCAAGUCACCCAUCCACCCUGCUCCUAUUCGCACCGUGCUUGCCCGUCGGCAACCUGUGACCAAGGUCACACCUGCCCUGGUCAACACCCUCCGGGGGCUUCCAGCCAGCCCGGCGCCAACCAAGGAGAAGACGCACAAGGCGAUCCACCCCCCGGUGAAAGCAAGCCCACUCAAGUCAAGUACGAGAAAGCCACACUCCAGCAGACGCGGACCCAAGACUCCGCUCUCUGCAUCAGAUGUCACCCCCAUCACGCGGAAUGAGUGGAAUUUUGUUGUCGGUCACGAUAUUCGGAUCCAGCCUACAGUCACCAAGUGGACCCCUUCGCCAACUGUGUACGCCGUGGCUUGA